CGCACAUACUAACCCGGUGAACCAGGUCCCUAGGCUGCCCUCAUAUCUGGAACUCUCGACUCUGCAAAAAUGCCCGCUCUAAAGCACCCUGCUUGCGUGUGCGUUCACUGCCACCAUGGACAAAUUGUCCGGUAGGAGGCCGCGGAAGAGCGCACCCAAAUCUCGAUCAGGAUGUUUGACCUGCAAAGCCCGCCAUAUCAGAUGCGACCAGCAGAGGCCAGAGUGUGAGAACUGCACCUCGUCCAACAGGAAAUGCCAGGGAUAUCCCACGCCUCUGACCAACACGGCCUCAAGCGCACAGAACUCUUCUCACGACUCCAACACCAUUUCAUCGUACAGCAUCCCUUUCAAAGUCCCCGGAAGCCAAGCCGAUCGGCAGCUCUUGCACUAUUACUGCUGCCAAGCGGCAUGGAACCUCUCCAGUUACGCAGACCCGACCUUGUGGACCGAGCUGAUCCUCCAGCGAAGCCAAGAUCAAGCCGUCAUCCGCAGCAGUCUUGUCGUUCUGAGCUCUUUGCACAAGGACUUCGUUUCUGGAUCGUUGGUGGCCAGUGGGAAGGAUAAGCCGAGUUCGAACGUCGAGACCAUGACCAUGGUCAGCAAAUGUUACGGGCAAUUGAAGAAUUACCUCGCACGGUCCGAUGCCUUACCGGAUGUAGCAUUGGUCUGCAGCGUCUUAUUCUACUCCUUGGAAUCACUCCUGGGCGAUACCAGGCAAGCGAUAUCGCAUCUCGACAGCGGGUUAAGGCUGUUGAAGCGAACUCAAACUGAGGCAAAAUGGGCCACUGACCCUUUGUACGUGCCUCUCACACAUCUCUUCGAACGUCUGGACGUUCAGGUCAGCUGCUACGAUGACCUUCGACUUCCGGUACUGGACCUUGUUUCCCCAGAAGAGACUCGGGGAGCGUUGUCGGUUGUGCCUGAUUCAUUCAGUACUCUCGACCAUGCGGAACGCGUUCUGGUAAAACUUCAGAAUUGGACCCUUCGUCAAUUGAUCAGCCAUGUCCAGCACAAAGGCAAAUCUUCAGAAGAGUUCCCUCCGGGUUUGUGGCACGAAAGAGUGGUUCUGCGCCAGCAAUAUGAGAAAUACCGCCAGACACUGAGGAGCCUCGAUCCCAAACCCGGGAACUCGCCCUUGAGAGGCCCAGAAACUGGCAGCCAAGAAGACAGGAGGCAGUUUCAGUUACAACAGUUCCUGCUCUUGCAGAUAAGCUUCCACACCUUCUACAACCUUAUCGAGGAAAACGUUCCCAUUGCUGCCGAUGCUGCUGCAGGGAUACCAGUCAAUGGCGAAGACACCCUCAGCACAGCCCUGUCGGAGGUACUAGACCUCCUCUCACUCGCAAGCAACUCGGCUUCCCACUCCGCAAGCGCUCUGUUCCCCCUAGCAUCUCCUUCGCAACGCACCUACACACUAUCCACAUUCCUCGUCGGGACGAUCUACUUCCUGUGCCUCAAAACCAACAGCCAGGAAAUAUUGACCACGGCCUACCGUCUCUUCUCCCACCCUCUGCUCAAGAACUCGCGUGAUGGUCUGUGGGACUCCAGCCUGGCGGAGAUGGUGGUCAAGAAUGUGAUAAAGAUCCGUGAUCGGGACUUGGGUAUUGGCGUGCCUGAUAUUGUGGUAACGGAGACGUCGCGGGAAUCGGUCAUGUCGUCUUUCGAUAUUGAAGAUAUUGGCUGGGGCGAGGAGACCGACUAUCUCAGCGCGGAUUUGUCCCCGUUGAUCACCGGCGAAUCGGAUCUGGUUGCUGAUGCGGCCGCAUUCUUCAGUGCCGACGACUCUUUCCUGCUUCCAGCUGACAUCGUGACGGGGGCUACGUCCGUGUCAGCCUCAGGCACAAAUUCGCCUUAUUUGUCCGAGGGCUCGACCCCACGGAAUACCAGCGAAUCAAGUCUGCAGGGCACAAACCAUCAGCGAACCGAGAGUUUGACCCAACAGCGAGGAUACGCUUGUUCGCAUGCUGUCCUUGCUGCUGAAAGUCAUCCGAGACUGGAGCACACCCCAGCACAAUCCGUGGGAGGCGAGAUGGCGACUUCCACUCUGGGCCAGUACGUAGAGAUCCGGCCGAAACCUCUACCUAGUUCGCAAAUUCAGCGCAACCAUAUCGCAGAACAAUUCACGUUGCCGCCGGGUGGCGUGCCACGGAGCGGCAGAUUGGAAGACUUCGCCCUGGGUAUUGUGGAUGCGGACGGCGGGGUCGAGGAAGCCGCCAAGAGAAUCUCAGUGAUGUCUAUAUAA
This is a messenger RNA of Cladophialophora immunda, 2242 nucleotides long. RefSeq lists its product as uncharacterized. Lineage: Eukaryota; Fungi; Ascomycota; Eurotiomycetes; Chaetothyriales; Herpotrichiellaceae. Gene Ontology annotation, biological process: regulation of DNA-templated transcription. The coding region runs from base 116 to 2242 and encodes 708 amino acids. The transcript is spliced from 2 exons. The record is from RefSeq and is a predicted model, not a curated record. Gene Ontology annotation, molecular function: zinc ion binding; DNA-binding transcription factor activity, RNA polymerase II-specific.